CUACGUCACUUCCUCUUAAGCUCGGCGUUUGGCCGGCGAGUUCCCACGAGCGCUCAACAUGCGGAUUGAGAAGUGUUAUUUCUGUUCGGGCCCUAUCUACCCAGGCCACGGCAUGAUGUUCGUUCGCAACGAUUGCAAGGUGUUCAGAUUCUGUAAAUCCAAGUGUCAUAAAAACUUCAAAAAGAAGCGCAAUCCUCGCAAGGUCAGAUGGACUAAAGCAUUCCGGAAAGCAGCUGGUAAAGAGCUCACAGUGGAUAAUUCAUUUGAAUUUGAAAAACGUAGAAAUGAACCUGUCAAAUAUCAGCGAGAGCUAUGGAAUAAAACUGUUGAUGCAAUGAAGAGAGUUGAAGAGAUCAAACAGAAACGCCAAGCUAAAUUUAUAAUGAACAGGUUGAAGAAAAAUAAAGAACUACAGAAAGUUCAGGACAUUAAGGAAGUCAAGCAAAACAUCCAUCUUAUCCGGGCCCCUCUUGCAGGCAAAGGAAAACAGCUGGAAGACAAAAUGGUACAGAAAUUACAACAGGAUGUGGACAUGGAAGAUGUUUCUUAAAACUCUUACUGUCGGUAACCAUUUGUAUAAGUGCAUCUGGAAAUCUCCUUUGGAGACUUAGAAAUUCUAAAUUAUUGAUUUUUUUUCACAUAAGUGAAAAAAAUUUGAUGACCUACAAUUGCUAUUUGCAGAACAGCAGAUAUUAUGGAUUUGAAUGACCUACGUUGUUAUUUGCAGAACAGCAGAUAUUAUGGAUGCUAGAUUGCAUCUCAGCAUUAAACCUUCACUGAGAGAUAUACUUCUAUAAGUCAUGAAAAUUAUGUUUGUAAAUAGAGAAGUGAAUUAUGGACAUAAAAUGGUCAUGCCAUUUAGUUAAUGGCAUUAGGCAGCAUUUAUGUAAUAAUUAAUGACAUAUUCUUGACUAGCAAUAUAUAAAAAAGUUUUGUUUGCAGUAAAAUAUUCCCUUUAUUAAUGUUCUAGAAGGGAUACAGCAAGAAACUAACAAUCUGUAUGAUAAUUAGCCUCAACUAAUUUCUUUUGAUUUUAGUAUUUCCAGUUUUGGUUUGUUACCUUUUUAGAAGGACAUAAUGGUCUAAUAUAUUGAAGCCUAAUUAUGUUGGACUGUUUUGAUCUGGUGUAACUAUUAUGAUAGGCAUUUUUGGAUGUUGGGGGUGAGUUGAAUAGUCUUCCUGAAAUGGCACUGUAUAAUCUCCACUUUGGAGAAUAUGCAAAAUGAGAUUCCUAGUAGGAAAAGGUUUAUUUUUCCAGAGCUCCAGUACCUAUUAAAAUUUUUGUGUGGUUUUCUUUUUAAAAACUGUUUUUUGAAAAUUGGAUGUAUGGGUAGCACAUUAUUUAUACAUAAAAUCGUUUCUAAAGUAAGUGCCUAGGUAUUUAUUAUUUAAAAGUACUAAACAGAAAGUAUGAAGUAUCAGUUGCUUGGAAAGAAAUUACUUUGCUCACACAAACUACUGAAGUAGGAGAUAUAUUUAAAGAGAAAUGUUUACUUUAUACUUUGCUUAUUUUUAUAUUAUUUAUAAGUAAGUGUGUUAAGAAUAUUAAGUAACUCAUUUUUUUUUUAGGACAAAAUUUAGAAUUACAAGUUCUUAAGGUUAUAUAAUUAUAUAGUAAUAGCUAAAUUUUUAUUUCAGUAUUAGAAAAUAAAAAAGUGAAUGGAUUACUGGGCCAGGUGUUAGAAGACCUGAAUCCAGCUUUGUUCUUACUGAUAAAAUAAAGCUCAUUUGUAAACAUCAUUGAUUUAACAAUUAGGGGAAAUAUGUGUGUAAAGACAUUUGUAAAAUUACUUGAAGUUUUCAUUCUGUACUAUAUUCAUGUUUGCUUUAAUAUAAACUUGUUUAAAAUUACAUACUAUUAAGAAACAAGUUUCCUAUUGUGCUAGUUAGGGAGCAGCUUGCCUGUUGCUUUGAGGUCAUUAAUUUGGGGAAAUUGAGCUGAAACAAAGAGCUAACAUUGUAUCUCAGGUUUAACAUUCAGGCAGUUCUCUUAGCUGUCAGGAUUUCAUAUUUCUAUAAAGUAUUUGGUUGCAAAUGCUGUGAUUUUUAUCCACCCACAGCUUUCUAAGCUUUGUUGCCCACUGAGGGUGAGUUAUCCCUUUAAAGUUUGCUUGAGAGUGGCAUGGUACUAUGCUUUUAGGCUGCUAUUGUUUUAGCUUGUCUAGUUGAGACAUCUUCUGGGCAGUUAGCAUAACACAAAAUCACAAAUUGUCCAGACACUCACUACACAAUAUAUUCUCUCAUUGAUUAAGAGCAGUAUUGGUCUGGAAGUCAUAGAAUUUUUUUUUAAUAGGUACCUCUUAAAAAACCUUGUAAGAUUGCAGAAAAAAAUUCUCACAUGAGAAAAAAAAACUCAUUUCUUAAAAAUAGAAACCAGGAAGAUGUUUGCCCUGUAGUAGAAAGUUUGGAAGGACUAGCCUAUUAUCUCAUGAAGUAGACAGCAUUAUUUCAAUUUUAUAAACGGCAAAAUCUUAGGUGUAAAAUCUUGCCCCUUUAUCACACAAAACAGAAGAUGGAGGGGGCUGGGAUUUGUGUUCUUACCAGUCUGUCUCCAGCGUUGCUCUGCGUGUAUAUAGAAGGGAUUUAUUUAGAGCCUCUCAGAUUCCGUCUUCACAAGUCCUGGUGAUUGCUGCAACACUCACUUGACUGUGUUUUGGUUGCUUCAUCUGAAAAAAAAUGGAGAUGAUAAUAUGACCAACCUCAGGAUUUUUAUGAGGAUCUAAUUAGUUAAUACAUAUAGUCAUUUCAAGGCUACUAGUAUAGUAAGCUACUGUUAAAAUGUUAGCUAUUUAAGGUUGGUUGUGAGACCACACGAAACUCAGUAACAGCAAAGGGCUUUGACUUGGGAGAAAGAUGGAGGAUCUUAGGGUUUGGGGCUAGCUGUGUGAAAUUGAGUGCAGUGUACUUAGUCCACAAAUGGAUAUGUAUGGUUUAAAAUGUUAAUUUUCACCUUUAUGUCACCUGGCAAGUUCAGUUAUUAAGAGCAUCUCAUUCCGUGGACAUUCUCUGCUGUGAAGAUUGGGAGGGGGAAAUAUAUUUCUGGCUCAUCAGAUUAGUUAAAAAAAAAAACAAACAUCGCCCAUAAUUUUAAGGGCUAAUUUAUAUGAUACAAGGGAAGUUAUUUUUGCCCUCUGUCUUUUAGCUCACAUUUUAAAUGGAGAUCUGGAAAAAGACAUCAGAUUUUAAUUACUCAAUGUAAAUUCCAAUAUUGAAUGAAGACUAUACCUUGUAAAAAUUAAUUUAGCAGCCUGCUGAAUUAAGUGAAAAAAUAAGAGGAAAUAUAUAAAAAAUCAAUUUCAAAGGCUAUAGGAAGAAUUUUCCAAAGUGUCUAUUCUUUAUUGAUAUAAAGCAGAAUGGAAAAGUUAACCCACAUGUUUUACCCUGCGUGUGUUUACACUGAGUGUGUCAGUAGCCUUAUGUUGAUUUGAAUCAUUUUUGUGUCUGUUGCUGAAUUUCUUUUUAAAGAAGAAAUGACCUUUUCCUUAUCUUUUCUUACAUUCUGAAUGUAGCAAUCUCUAAUUUCUGGUGCCAUGGGGUGAGCCUCUAACUUAAGCUCUCCUUCUUGAACACUCUCCCUAGGUUUUGUAUAUUAACUCAAGCUAUCAUGCAGGGGUUGGGGGUGAUAUUUCCUCCACAUUACCUUCCCUGGGAUACCAACUACCUGAACUGAUUCUCUAGGUUCCCAUUGAUUCUGUGGCUUCCCUUUUAUCCUGCCAAUAAAGUUUCUUUUGCCAGUGUUUGUAACCAGAAAUCCUGAUUGACAGACAUCCCCAUCCUCUCCAGCAAGUCCAGGCAACACAUUUCUGUCAUAAUCUCUUAAGAAUGCAAGGACUGUUUCUUAUCCCAGGCACAUAGCAGGUACCUUUGGAGCAUUGAAGGUACUCAAUAAAUGUGACUAAAUGUAGCUAUUUUCUAGGUUUACUCCAGUUUACUUUUAAGAUAGCCAGUAACUUGGAAGAUAUUCAGAAUAAAUUAGCAGCAGAGAGACACAUUAGGAGAGGAAGCACCCUGUGUGUGACUUGACAUUAAUUAUGUCUGCACUGUUGGGAAGACUGGCUGGAGAACAGUGCUUGCCUUGGGCUGCAAAACUGAUUUUGCUGCUUAGGUCUAAUCGUCUAGUGGUGAUAUACCAACCUUCAUUUCUGGGUCUGGCUAGAGCAUUCACAUGUCAGGAAAUCCUGGGAAGAACUGAACAUGAGCCAUAGUUUUGGCAGGGUUCUUAAGUUUUGUCUGGAAUUUGCUUUGCUGAUAGAAGUAGUACUUCAGGAGUCACAGAGUCUAAAAUAGAAAUAAGGACAAUUGUGGAGAAUCUGUUAAAGAGUAUUGCUUCUCUAAGGGAAUGUAAACUAAUCAAAAAAAAUAAAGGAGCCUGGUCCCUUAGCAUUUUUGAGGAACUCUUUGUUUUCAGAAUGCCAGUUUUUAAAUAUUUGAUUUGUUUAAUAUAUUCCAGUAAAGUGUAUGUUUGGUUUGAUACCAAGCCAUGGACUCUGAAGAGAAACACCAAUGAAAAGUAUGCCAUGCUAGUCAGUGAGUUACCCCACACUGUUUUCCAGUGUACAUUUAAGGAUAUCAUUGCGUUUUAACUCUUCUGAUAUCAGGGAAUGAUGUGUAGACAGUGAGAAGUAGUUAAAGGCAGUCCACCUGAUUAAAAGGAUUCCCCAUUCAAAAUCAAAUGAUACAGCUUACUCAUACUGUGUGAAACUAUAUUAUUGUCCACUGAGUUUCUCUCUAAUACUCUCAGAUUCUUCAUGCUGCCAAAACACCAGAGCUAGUAGCUUUUUGACUUCAUAGAGACACAGUUUCCCCAUUUCCAGAAGAUAACAUUAGAAGAAUAUACAAUGGAAAUAAAAGUUAUGUAGGGAAAAAUAUCUCAAAGGAGAAAAUAUCCGGGUCUUAACCUCUCAGUUCCUUGGAUCACAUGUUUUCCAAGAGGUAGUACUGCCUUGUUCCAGAGUUGUGAGAGCUCAGUGGCACAGGAAUUAUUACAGUCAGGUACAACGCAUAUAUUAUCUCAUAAUAUUCACAACCCUUUAAGUUAGUCUUCAUUUUGCAGAUGAGGAACAUGAGAACAUGGAACUCAAUAGCUUCAUCCAUAUACUUGUCACUAACAAGUAGCAGAGCUUAAAUUCAGGUUCUGACAACCACUAGCUGAAAUCCCAAACAGCAUCUACCAUUAUUGGUGCUCAAUAUACAUAUGUUUAUUCAUUCAAGGAAAAAAAAAUCCAGCAGUAAGAGUCCUGGAGAAAAGGAUAGAUUUCAUGGAGUAGUUUAACUUGUCAAUCUAGAACGAACACUUUUUCUUACUCGUUCUUCCAGGACUGACAGGUGAUCAUCUACCCCAGGUUGAGUAUAAUUCAGACAGCAAAUUUAAUGAAAUGAAGGUUUUUUUUUUGAAAUUUACUUCAAAAAUUAGUACAGCAAUGUCAGUAAUUACAGUAUAAUUAUUGGAGGAAGUGUUCAUUUAGCACUUAAAUGAAUACUAAUCUUGUUAUCCAAAGAUUUUGAAAUUUUAUCAACAACUGUUUCAAUUGAGCAAUAAAAGUAUUAAU
This is a messenger RNA of Hippopotamus amphibius kiboko, 5549 nucleotides long. It is a transcript of the gene RSL24D1, whose product is annotated as ribosomal L24 domain containing 1. Gene Ontology annotation, cellular component: ribosome; nucleolus. Gene Ontology annotation, biological process: translation; ribosomal large subunit biogenesis. Gene Ontology annotation, molecular function: structural constituent of ribosome. The record is from RefSeq and is a predicted model, not a curated record. Lineage: Eukaryota; Metazoa; Chordata; Mammalia; Artiodactyla; Hippopotamidae. Bases 59 to 550 code for a protein of 163 amino acids. The transcript is spliced from 6 exons.